Molecule: messenger RNA, 2530 nt
Organism: Peromyscus californicus insignis
Lineage: Eukaryota; Metazoa; Chordata; Mammalia; Rodentia; Cricetidae
Gene: Sack1c
Product: family with sequence similarity 83 member C
Exons: 4
Coding region: 1-2202 (733 amino acids)
Biological process (GO): epidermal growth factor receptor signaling pathway
Source: RefSeq, a predicted model, not a curated record
AUGGCAGGACCCCUGCGGAGCCGGGUGGAGGAGCUGAAGCGGCCCUGGUGGAGGGAGAGCUCGCCCCUGGUGCUCCAGCACAGUGAGGCUGCAAGGCUUGCUGCGGAUGCCCUCCUAGAGAGGGGUGAGGCUGCCUACCUUCAGGUCAUCUCUGAAGAGCGGGAACUGCCCUUCCUGAGUGCCCUGGACGUGGACUACAUGAUCAGCCAUGUGCGUGGAGUUCCCGAGCUCAGUGAGGCCCAGGGGUCCGAGACCUUAGGGCAUGACCGCCUCAGCAUGCUCUCUGAAGUUACCUCAGGCACCUACUUCCCCAUGGCUUCUGACUUAGAUCCCCCAGACCUGGACCUGGGCUGGCCCGAAGUGCCACAGGCCACAGGUUUCAGCCCCACCCAGGCGGUGGUUCAUUUCCAGAGGGACAAGGGCAAGAGCAUCAAGGACCUGCUGCGAUUCCUCUUCAGCCAGGCCCACACGGUGGUGGCUGUGGUGAUGGACAUAUUCACUGACAUGGAGCUUCUGUGUGACCUGAUGGAGGCCUCCAGCCGACGUGGCGUCCCUGUCUACCUCCUUCUGGCUCAGGAGCACCUGAAGUACUUCCUGGAGAUGUGUUAUAAGAUGGACCUCAAUGGGGGGCACCUGGUGAACAUGCGUGUGCGGAGCACGUGUGGAGACACAUACUGCAGCAAGGCCGGCCGCCGAUUCACCGGGCAGGCCCUGGAGAAGUUCGUCAUCAUUGACUGUGAGCAGGUGGUGGCAGGCAGUUACAGCUUCACCUGGCUUUGCAGUCAGGCCCACACCAGCAUGGUGCUGCAGCUGAGGGGCCACAUUGUGGAAGACUUUGAUCGCGAGUUCCGGUGUCUGUAUGCUGAGUCACAGCCUGUGGAAGGCUUCUGUGGCAAUGAGGAUCCACUGUCUUCCCGGCUACCUCGUCCUCAGCCUGUGACCCUGGCCUUUGGACCUGGAAUUCCAAGUGCGACAGGCUCCUCCCCCUCCAGCAACAGCCUCAGCAGCAUCAAGCACUCGCCUCUUCUGGGCCGUUCUUCCUAUCUGGCUCUACCAGGAGGUGGUGGCUGCAGUGACAUGGGUAUGGGGUCUUCAUCUCCAGGUCCUGCCCACCAUGAAGCUGGCGGCCCACCAUCCUUGUACCGUCAGCUUUCAGAUCCCAACCAUAGCUCCACUCCUGGACCCUACAGGGCCAACCUGAGCAAGCUGGGGGCAUCUCCAUGGUCCCAGUCUUCUCCUGCCCUCAACCACUGUAGUGCCAGUCCCUUGACCCUGGCAGUGGGGUCACCUCUGCUCCCAUGUUCCCGCCCCCUCCUCCACUUUACUAGGGGGGUCCCAGCACUGUCCCGGCUUCCAGAGAAUGGGCUCCCAGCAAGUCAAGAGCCCAUUCUUCCACGAGGUCGCUGGGUACCUGGCACAGCUCUGGAGACUGUGGAAGAGAAGAAGAUGAUAUCUUUGAGUCAGAGCCAUGAUCACCUGGAUCUCCUUGUCCCCUUCCCUAAAGCAGGAGAAGCAGGAGGUCCCAAUUCUAGAGUUACCCCCAAUUCAGGUUCCCUUCAGCAUGGUGAGCAGGCCCUAGAUGAUAGGAGAUUGUCCCUGAGCCACAGCUACAGCCAGCUGGAUCUCCUGUCCCAGGGCCAGGGUGUCCUUGAGUCAGGUUCCCUCAGACAGGGUGAUCUGGGUCAGGAGGAUGACAGGAAGCUGUCCUUAAACCACAACCAUGGCCAACUGGACCUUCUGCCACAAAACCCCAAGGCCCAGGCCUCUAAAAUACCCCCUGAUGCCAAUUCUUCAGCCAGGCCUGGCAAGCAGAGUCUAGAUGAACGACGGCAGACCCUAGGUCACAGUCAGCUGGACCUCAUCACCAAAUUUGGCCCAUUCCGGAGUGAGGGGCCUGGACCCAAUGGUCCCCCAGAACCAAGCCCAGUUCGCAUUGCCGGAGUAGGCUCUGCAGAUGAGAAGCGGCUGACUCUGGGCCACAGCAAACUGGACCUCAUCACCAAGUAUCAUCAACUACAGGGUGCCAGGCAGAGACCUGAGCCAGGCCUCCCGGGAGCUCCCAUAAGUGGCCAUCAAAAUGGUAAUAACAAUGACCUAUUUGCACCUGAGAAACGGCUGACCUUGGGCCACAGCAAACUGGACCUCAUCACUAAGUAUAACAAGUCCAAAUUCAAGCAGCUCCGAAGUCGCUUUGAGUCCUAACUCUGGUCCUAGCAGGGACAGACCCUCCCUCCAUCCACAGAGUUGACAUGUUCAGGUUCAAGACGGCAGCAUGAGAGUAUAAAGCUGGGGUGCCACAUAAGGAAGUCAGGCAUCUAGCAGCCCAGGUCAGACACUCCCUGGGCUCAAGACUCUUCUACACACACCAUAGGCAUACAUACAAACAGAACCCAGAGUUACCGAGUGUUUUCUGUAUGUCACUGGGGCUGGGCACUUCACACCUUAUUCUCAUUCUCCAUAUCCUCUACAUGGACCUCUUGUGGGCAUAUAGCUAUACUAAGUAUUAUCUCCUCCUCGAUUUUUUUUUUAA